CAGUGGCCGCCCAAGAGCUGGAGUCACCAUGGCGGCCGGAGUCGCAGCCUGGCUGCCUUUCGCGCGGGCUGCGGCCAUCGGGUGGAUGCCGGUGGCCAACUGCCCCAUGCCCCUCGCCCCGGCAGACAAGAACAAGCGGCAGGAUGAACUGAUCGUCCUCAACGUGAGCGGGCGGAGGUUCCAGACGUGGCGGACCACGCUGGAGCGCUACCCGGACACACUGCUGGGCAGCACGGAGAAGGAGUUCUUCUUCAACGAGGACACCAAGGAGUACUUCUUCGACCGGGACCCAGAAGUGUUCCGCUGCGUCCUCAACUUCUAUCGCACAGGCAAGCUGCACUACCCCCGCUACGAGUGCAUCUCCGCCUACGACGACGAGCUGGCUUUCUACGGCAUCCUGCCAGAGAUCAUUGGCGACUGCUGUUACGAGGAGUACAAGGACCGCAAGAGGGAGAACGCCGAGCGGCUCAUGGACGACAACGACUCGGAGAACAACCAGGAGUCCAUGCCCUCCCUCAGCUUCCGCCAGACCAUGUGGCGGGCCUUCGAGAACCCGCACACCAGCACGCUGGCCUUGGUCUUCUACUACGUGACUGGCUUCUUCAUUGCCGUCUCGGUCAUCACCAACGUGGUGGAGACGGUGCCGUGUGGCACGGUGCCCGGGAGCAAGGAGCUGCCGUGUGGCGAGCGCUACUCGGUGGCCUUCUUUUGUCUGGACACCGCCUGCGUCAUGAUCUUCACGGUGGAGUACCUCCUCCGGCUCUUCGCGGCGCCCAGCCGCUACCGCUUCAUCCGCAGCGUGAUGAGCAUCAUCGACGUGGUGGCCAUCAUGCCCUACUACAUCGGCCUGGUAAUGACCAACAAUGAGGACGUGUCGGGCGCCUUCGUCACGCUUCGGGUCUUCCGCGUCUUCAGGAUCUUCAAGUUCUCCCGCCACUCACAGGGCUUGCGGAUCCUGGGCUACACCCUGAAGAGCUGUGCCUCUGAGCUCGGCUUCCUCCUCUUCUCCCUCACCAUGGCCAUCAUCAUCUUUGCCACUGUGAUGUUUUAUGCCGAGAAGGGCUCCUCCGCCAGCAAGUUCACGAGCAUCCCCGCCUCUUUUUGGUACACCAUCGUCACCAUGACCACACUGGGAUAUGGAGAUAUGGUGCCCAAGACGAUUGCAGGGAAGAUCUUCGGCUCCAUCUGUUCCCUGAGCGGUGUCCUCGUCAUUGCCCUGCCAGUCCCUGUGAUCGUUUCCAACUUCAGCCGGAUUUACCACCAGAAUCAGAGAGCUGAUAAACGCAGGGCACAAAAGAAGGCCCGCCUUGCCAGGAUCCGUGUGGCCAAAACAGGGAGCUCCAAUGCCUACCUGCACAGCAAGCGCAACGGACUCCUCAACGAGGCACUGGAGCUGAUGGGCAACCCAGAAGAGGAGCACAUGGGCAAGACCACGUCACUCAUCGAGAGCCAGCACCACCACCUGCUGCACUGCCUGGAAAAAACCACUGGGUUGUCCUAUCUUGUGGAUGAUCCCCUGUUAUCUGUACGAACCUCCACCAUCAAGAACCACGAGUUUAUAGAUGAACAGAUGUUUGAGCAGAACUGCAUGGAGAGCUCAAUGCAGAACUACCCAUCCACACGGAGUCCCUCACUGUCCAGCCACCCAGGCCUCACGACCACCUGCUGCUCCCGUCGUAGUAAGAAAACCACACACCUGCCCAAUUCCAACCUGCCGGCCACCCGCCUGCGCAGCAUGCAAGAGCUCAGCACCAUCCACAUCCAGGGCAGCGAGCAGCCCUCCCUCACUACCAGUCGUUCCAGCCUUAAUUUGAAAGCAGACGACGGACUGAGACCAAACUGCAAAACAUCGCAGAUCACCACAGCCAUCAUCAGCAUUCCUACUCCCCCAGCGCUAACCCCAGAGGGGGAAGGUCGGCCACCCCCUGCCAGCCCAGGCUCCAACACGAACAUUCCUGCCAUAGCCAGCAAUGUUGUCAAGGUCUCCGCCUUGUAA
Messenger RNA from Physeter macrocephalus (sperm whale), 1996 nucleotides. It is a transcript of the gene KCND3, whose product is annotated as potassium voltage-gated channel subfamily D member 3. The transcript is spliced from 7 exons. The record is from RefSeq and is a predicted model, not a curated record. Gene Ontology annotation, biological process: potassium ion export across plasma membrane; protein homooligomerization. Gene Ontology annotation, cellular component: postsynaptic membrane; voltage-gated potassium channel complex; neuronal cell body. NCBI's taxonomy places the organism in Eukaryota, Metazoa, Chordata, Mammalia, Artiodactyla, Physeteridae. Gene Ontology annotation, molecular function: protein binding; A-type (transient outward) potassium channel activity. The coding region runs from base 29 to 1996 and encodes 655 amino acids.